Molecule: messenger RNA, 1109 nt
Organism: Suncus etruscus (white-toothed pygmy shrew)
Lineage: Eukaryota; Metazoa; Chordata; Mammalia; Eulipotyphla; Soricidae
Gene: ATP6V1D
Product: ATPase H+ transporting V1 subunit D
Exons: 9
Coding region: 127-873 (248 amino acids)
Cellular component (GO): proton-transporting V-type ATPase complex
Molecular function (GO): proton-transporting ATPase activity, rotational mechanism
Source: RefSeq, a predicted model, not a curated record
CCAUUAGGCAGAAGCUGGUGGCCGCUUAGCAACCCCGCAGGUCAAGUGACACACCAGCUGACCGGGAGCGGAAGAGCCGGUGCCCGAGCUCGUACGUACUUCUACCCGGCGGGGACCUUCGUCAGGAUGUCGGCCAAAGACCGCAUCGAGAUCUUUCCGUCGAGAAUGGCACAGACCAUCAUGAAGGCUCGAUUGAAAGGUGCACAGACAGGUCGAAACCUCCUGAAGAAAAAAUCUGACGCCUUAACUCUCCGAUUUCGACAGAUCUUAAAGAAGAUAAUUGAGACUAAGGUGUUGAUGGGCGAAGUAAUGAGAGAAGCAGCAUUUUCUCUUGCUGAAGCCAAGUUUACAGCCGGGGACUUCAGCACCACUGUUAUUCAAAACGUCAAUAAAGCCCAGGUGAAGAUUCGAGCGAAGAAGGAUAAUGUAGCAGGUGUUACUUUGCCCAUAUUUGAACAUUAUCAUGAAGGAACUGACAGCUACGAACUGACUGGUUUAGCCAGAGGUGGGGAGCAGCUGGCAAAAUUAAAAAGAAACUAUGCCAAAGCAGUGGAACUACUGGUAGAACUAGCUUCCCUGCAGACGUCUUUUGUUACUCUGGAUGAAGCUAUUAAGAUCACCAACCGGCGUGUAAAUGCCAUCGAACACGUUGUCAUUCCUCGGAUUGAACGUACCCUUGCUUAUAUCAUCACAGAGCUGGAUGAGAGAGAACGAGAAGAAUUCUAUAGAUUAAAGAAAAUACAGGAGAAGAAGAAGGCUCUUAAGGAAAAAACGGAGAAGGAUUUGGAGCAGCGAAGGGCAGCUGGAGAGGUCAUGGUGGAGCCUGCGAAUCUUCUGGUGGAGGAGAAGGAUGAGGACCUUCUCUUUGAAUAAUCGUUCCUGUUCUGAUUCUUUCAGAGAUCCUAACAUGGCACCAUUGAAAUCUAUGGUGUAUAUGUUUGGUAUGCAUGGUUAUUCAUGGUGGGCCAAAGAAAAAAAUUCGUUGGUUGUAAAAUUCUCCUGGAUAUUCAUUUCUGUGGAGCCAGUUCAACAACCACUUAUCCCAGUGGGAUUUGUAGAAAUGGCAGAGGAAUUUGUAGACGUGUCUGCACUUACUCUGUGCUGUGUCU